AUGGACAUUCGCUCGGUGGUGGCACCCAUGAACGUGUCCGAGUUACCGCCGUCUCAAUCGCAACCCCACACCGCGUCGGAGCCCAGGAAACGAGUUCGCCGCUGGCACCACCGAGGCUUCACCGGCUGCUCGAUCUGUCGCCGCCGCCAUGUCCGCUGUGAUGAGGCCUCGCCCGCAUGCAAGAACUGCACGCGGCUCGGCCUGGAUUGCGAUGGUACCCAGGGCCGCAUGACGUUCAAGGUGUACGGGCCUUCGCAGACCCAGGACUCACCCUCCCAGCCCCCGAAGAAAGGGAACAAGCAAGAUAUAAAAAGGGAAGAAGACGGCAGCAACGGAGUCGUCGUCUCAUCCACCACGCUGCCUCAAACCACCCAGUUCCAGUUCGCCCAGCCCGCCUCGCCCGCAAGCCUAAUCGCAACGACCAUUCAACGCCGCGACGAUCGCUACUUCACCCAUUUUGUCGACCAGGUCUCGACCCUCCUCCUCAUCUACGAUAACUCCAUCAACAUGAAUCCCUACCGCAGCCACUUCCCCGACUUCGCCCGCACCUCACCGUCCCUCGCGAACGCGAUGCAGGCAUUGGGCGCAUUGCACCUGGCCAACACCUCGCCGGGACCGCAGCGGAACACGCAUUUCCAGCAGGCAAUGGGGAAAUACGGCGAGGUCGUCAAGACAUUCCGCACGCGAUACGUGAAUCCGGCGCAGCAGCUCGGGCUAUCGGACUUUGCGACAUGCCUCUUGUUGUGCUUGUUCGAGAUGAUGGACUCCCAGCAUGAUAACUGGGCCGUACACCUCCAAGGUGCUCGCGAGAUCUAUAACCGUCUCUUCUAUCCGCAUACCGGCGACUCCGCCCGCGAGGUCCACCGUGUCGCCGAGUCCAACCACCCUCUCCGCUCAUUCCUCGUCUCGCUCCUUUCCUACGUCGAUGUGGCCGGCGCCUGUGCCACUCCCGGAGGCACCGUGGUCGAGGGGAACUACUGGAAGACCUUAGGUGGUGGGUGGGAAUACAAUCUGGGGACACCGACAUUGUCCGGGUCGUCCACGCCCGAGAACCCGCGCCUGGUCGAGCUGCGGAAUUCAUGGUCGGGAAUGAUGGAGAUUCAAGCCUCCAUCAGUGUAUUCGCCCGAGACAAACGGUCCAUGUCCCCGGACCACCAGGAUCAAGUGUACAAGGAUCUAUUUUACAAACUGGUCGCUUGGCGAGCCACCACGCCCAUUAGUCUGCAGCAGCUCGGCGAGCUGGACGAUGACAGUUUGGCCAAGUACCCGUUCCCCGAUGUACUCGAAUACGUCGGAUGCAUCGAGGCGUACGAGAAAGCGACGUUCCUCCAUUUGCACCAAGUGGCUGGCGCCGGUCGUCCAGGCUGGAUCUCCGACCGCACCUAUUUGGACACGCUGAUUACUCGCAUCCUCACGUUGAUCCGCAAGUGUUCCAAGGAUGUCGGCCAGUUGGCGGUCUUGUGGCCCUUGUUCAUUGCCGGCCAGGAAACGCGAAAAGAGGAGGAGCAGGUAUACGUUCGGAAAACGAUGCAUGAGCUCAAACGGUUCGGCUUCAAGAAUGUCGACAAAGGCAUCGAGUUCUUGGAGAAGGUCUGGUUCAAGCGCCGGACAUUUCCUGAAGGGUGGACCGAGACGCUGGACGAAAUUCAGUCCAACAUCCUCAUCCCUUAG
This is a messenger RNA of Penicillium riverlandense, 1671 nucleotides long. RefSeq names its product Zn(II)2Cys6 transcription factor. The transcript is spliced from 3 exons. Bases 1 to 1671 code for a protein of 556 amino acids. Gene Ontology annotation, cellular component: nucleus. Gene Ontology annotation, molecular function: DNA-binding transcription factor activity, RNA polymerase II-specific; zinc ion binding; transcription cis-regulatory region binding. Lineage: Eukaryota; Fungi; Ascomycota; Eurotiomycetes; Eurotiales; Aspergillaceae. Gene Ontology annotation, biological process: positive regulation of transcription by RNA polymerase II. The record is from RefSeq and is a predicted model, not a curated record.